UAUGUGCUAUGUUGGAGUUGAUUUAAUAGCCGAAUAAAGCAACCAAUGCAUGUCGAACCUUUUAAGUUGCACAUAUAUGUAGUGUUUUCACCACCACAUGGGAUAAAGGUGCAGUGAAUAGGUGAAACAUAUGGAAUAUUAACAUAAAUAACCUGUUACAUAGAGAACGCUAUGCCUGAAUGAACUGUUUUAAACCCGCAAUCGCUGACCAGUAUGUUCGCAUAACGUUUCAAUACAUCGUUAUCGUUCAUAUAUUUGAGUGCAUCAGUGUACUGGAUACGCUGCUUGCGGCUGUGAUAGAAUGUAACCUUUCAGAACCCAUUCUAUACAUAGAUGGUGACGUCACUACGUUAUUGUCAGUAAGACCGGUGUGACACAAUGUUCAGCACCUAAAUACAUGUUAUGUUACAAAUUCGGCACACCUUGCAAUAGAAUCGAACCUUGCUUAAUAGAGUUGUUGUGGAAAGCCUUACAUGAGCUGUAUGUUAAACGUUCGAUAUGGGUUGUGUUGAAAGUCAGGAGAAGAAACAGCACAGGUUUAAACCCGUAAGCGGCCCCACAAAGACUGGGUACCUGUACAGUGGUGGAACCAGCAAACCGAAGAACGUGGGUCGUGUGAAAAGACAGGAGAAGAAACAGCACAGGUUUGGACCCGCAAUUGGCCCCAAAAAGACUGGGUACCUGUUAUACAGUGAUGGAACCAGCAAAUGGAAGAAGGUGUUCGUGAUGCUGUUCCAUGACUCCAGUGUGACCUGGUUUGAGUCUCCCAAAAACAGGAUUCCGCUAUGUGACGUAGUAUUGAGGGACGUCUGCAGCAUGCUUGUAGUGGGUCCCGUCUGCAAGCGAAUCCCGAACUGUCCCGGAAAGAUCCCUAAAAAAUUGAGCUACAGUUACAUGAUAGCGUUCCCGCAGUGGAUUCAGCCGGGAGCGGCGCCGGUAACCAUAUCCAGUCCUGUCUGCUUCUUCAUGUGUCCAAACGGAAACACAAUGGGAUCUUGGAUGACUUCAAUAUCUCAAGUGUUGAGUUUUGACCCCAACGCGCCGCACAAGCCGCAGUAUCCUACCGAGCCCCCGCCGCCAUACGACCACAAGCCGCCGGCUACACAGGCCGUCGGCAUCAUAGCGAACGGUCAGCAAAGUGGGCGUAGACGCUCCAGUGGUGAUGACUUUAGCAAAGGUUUUCUGGUCGGUUCGGCUCUAGGAUACGGUUACGGUCAUCCGUGGGGCUGGGGUUGGGGCUGGGGCUGGGGUUACGACCCAUGUUUCGGGUGGGGGUACGCAGACUACGACUUUAACGUCGACGUUGACGUUCAAAUUGACAAUGAUAAUGACAACAAUUACGAUAAUGAUGGCGGGGAUAAUGACAAUGAUGCCGGCGACAACUUUGACAAUGCCUCCGUUGCUGAUUUCGGAGGGAAUGAUUUCCAAGAUUAUGAUCCCGUUUCUGCAGGCGACGUCAACUUCGACGUUAUUGGUGGGGGUUACGGUGGUGGUGAUUACGGCGGCGAUUCCGGUGGAGGCUACGGCGGUGGUGAUUACGGUGGUGAUUCCGGUGGUGAUUCCGGUGGUGGUGCCGGCUGUGGUGGGGGAGGAGGUGACAGUGGUGGUGGAGGCGGUGAUAGCGGUGGCGGUGGAGGUUGUGGAGGAGGUGGUGGUUGUGGGGGAGGUGGUGGUUGUGGUGGUGGGGGAGGUGAUUAA
This is a messenger RNA of Dreissena polymorpha, 1698 nucleotides long. RefSeq lists its product as uncharacterized. The record is from RefSeq and is a predicted model, not a curated record. Bases 499 to 1698 code for a protein of 399 amino acids. Lineage: Eukaryota; Metazoa; Mollusca; Bivalvia; Myida; Dreissenidae. The transcript is spliced from 7 exons.